Hipposideros armiger (great roundleaf bat) is the source of this 7895-nucleotide messenger RNA. It is a transcript of the gene GSK3B, whose product is annotated as glycogen synthase kinase 3 beta. Gene Ontology annotation, cellular component: cytosol; axon; glutamatergic synapse. Gene Ontology annotation, molecular function: tau-protein kinase activity; ATP binding; beta-catenin binding. The coding region runs from base 1011 to 2333 and encodes 440 amino acids. The transcript has 15 exons. NCBI's taxonomy places the organism in Eukaryota, Metazoa, Chordata, Mammalia, Chiroptera, Hipposideridae. The record is from RefSeq and is a predicted model, not a curated record. Gene Ontology annotation, biological process: regulation of neuron projection development; positive regulation of proteasomal ubiquitin-dependent protein catabolic process; peptidyl-threonine phosphorylation.
UCACACAGAGCAGCCCCUGACCCGGGCGAAUGCGGGUUUGUGCUGCCGUCGCCGCCGCCGUCGUCCGGGCCGAGUGACAAAGGAAGGAAGGAAGGAAGCAAGGAGGAGCCGGCCCCACAGCCGCUGACAGGGCUCCGGGCUGGGGGCAAAGCGCGGACACUUCCUGAGCAGGCACCGAGCACAGGCGAGGGGCGGGAGGGCGACCGCGCUGGUGCCGUGGACGGGGGAGGGGGCCCUGAGGGACGGAAGCGGUUGCUGGGUUCCCAUGUCCCCGGCGUAUGGGGAGCAGUCAAGGAGCCGCUGCUUGGGAUCUGAAGGGAGCUGCCUCUGCCACCGCCAUGGCCGCUGGAUCCAGCCGCCGCCUGCAGCUGCUCCUGGCGCAAUGAGGAGAGGAGCCGCCGCCACCGCCCGCCUCUGACUGACUCGCGACUCCGCCGCCCUCCAGUUUGCCGAGCCCCCGCCGUCAGCCCGCCGGAUCCCGCCGCUGCCGGAGCCGCAGCGUUUCCCGUCGCAUCUCCGAGCCACCCCCCUCCCUCCCUCCUUCCCAUCCCCCUUCUUUUCAAGCGUGAGACUCGUGAUCCUUCCGCCGCUUCCCUUCUUCAUUGACUCGGAAAAAAAAUCCCCGAGGAAAAUACAAUAUUCAAAGUACUUAUUUUCAAUCAAGUAUUUGCCCCUGUUUCGCGUGAUAUAUAUAUAUAUAUAUAUAUUUUUAGGAUUUCUCCCCCUCCCUUUUCUCCCCUCCAAGGAAAGGGAGGGGAAAGAAUUGUAUUUUUUCCCAGCCCCAAAUCAUCUAUAUGUUAAAUAUCCAUACUGAUCUGUCUUGAAGGAGAAAUACAUCGCUCGUUUUUUUAUAGCUAUACAAAAGGAGUGAAAAGCCAAAAGGACGAAGUCUUUUUCUUUUUCUUGUGGGAGAACUUAAUGCUGCAUUUAUCACUAACCUAACACCCCAACAUAAAACAAAAGGAAGAAAAGAGGGAAGGAAAAGAAGGUGAUUCAAAAAAAGAGCAAUCAUGUCAGGCCGGCCCAGAACCACCUCGUUUGCAGAGAGCUGCAAGCCAGUGCAGCAGCCUUCAGCUUUUGGCAGCAUGAAAGUUAGCAGUGCAUUGGAUAAAAAGAACAAGACACGGUUUCCUGCCACUAAGUUUGCAGGAGACAAGGAUGGCAGUAAGGUGACCACAGUGGUGGCAACUCCUGGUCAGGGUCCAGACAGGCCACAAGAAGUCAGCUAUACAGACACUAAAGUGAUUGGAAAUGGGUCAUUUGGAGUGGUAUAUCAAGCCAAACUUUGUGAUUCAGGAGAACUGGUUGCCAUCAAGAAAGUACUGCAGGACAAGAGAUUUAAGAACCGAGAGCUCCAAAUCAUGAGAAAGCUAGAUCACUGUAACAUAGUCCGAUUGCGUUAUUUCUUCUACUCAAGUGGUGAGAAGAAAGAUGAGGUCUAUCUUAAUCUGGUGCUGGAUUAUGUUCCGGAAACAGUAUACAGAGUUGCCAGACACUAUAGUCGAGCCAAACAGACGCUCCCUGUGAUCUAUGUCAAGUUAUAUAUGUAUCAGCUGUUCCGAAGUUUAGCCUAUAUUCAUUCCUUUGGAAUCUGCCAUCGGGAUAUUAAACCACAGAACCUCUUGUUGGACCCUGAUACAGCUGUCUUAAAACUCUGUGACUUUGGAAGUGCAAAGCAGCUGGUCCGAGGAGAACCCAAUGUUUCGUAUAUCUGUUCUCGGUACUAUAGGGCCCCAGAGUUGAUCUUUGGAGCCACUGAUUAUACCUCUAGUAUAGACGUAUGGUCUGCAGGCUGUGUGCUGGCUGAGCUGUUGUUAGGACAACCAAUAUUUCCAGGGGACAGUGGUGUGGAUCAGUUGGUGGAAAUAAUCAAGGUCCUGGGGACACCAACAAGGGAGCAAAUUAGAGAAAUGAACCCAAACUACACAGAAUUCAAAUUCCCUCAAAUUAAGGCACAUCCUUGGACUAAGGAUUCGUCAGGAACAGGACAUUUCACCUCAGGAGUGCGGGUCUUCCGACCCCGAACUCCACCAGAGGCAAUUGCACUGUGUAGCCGUCUGCUGGAGUAUACACCAACUGCCCGAUUGACGCCACUGGAGGCUUGUGCACAUUCAUUUUUUGAUGAAUUACGGGACCCAAAUGUCAAACUACCAAAUGGGCGAGACACACCUGCACUCUUCAACUUCACCACUCAAGUUUGCAGUAGAAACAACCAUGCAGCAAAAUUCAAACUUUCAAGUAAUCCACCUCUAGCUACCAUCCUUAUUCCUCCUCAUGCUCGGAUUCAAGCAGCUGCUUCAACCCCUACAAAUGCCACAGCAGCCUCAGGUUGAAAACCCUUCUAACAGAAAAGGGAAUCAUGAUAGGAGUUGGACAAGAUGCUAAUGCUGGAGACCGUGGGCAGACCAAUAACGCCGCUUCUGCAUCAGCUUCCAACUCCACCUGAACAGUCCCGAGCAGCCAGCUGCACAGGAAAAUCCACCAGUUACUUGAGUGUCACUCAGCAACACUGGUCACGUUUGGAAAGAAAAUUAAAAAGAGAAAAAAACCUGUUCAUUUUAGUGUUCAAUUUUUUUUAUUAUUGUUGUUCUUAUUUAACCUUGUAAAAUAUCUAUAAAUACAAACCAAUUUCAUUGUAUUCUCACUUUGAGGACGACCCGGGGUGGGAGGGGUUGUGGGGAGGGGAAAGCGGAGCACUAACACAAAAUCUCUCUCCCACGACAAUCUUUUUAUCGAAAGUCUGCUGUUGUAUUCUUAAAAAACAGGACUCCUGCCUCAUGCUCCUUCCACAAAAGAAGAAAACUUUGUUCUGUGCUAAAGUUUCUGUGAACUUUGUUUUCUUUUAAAGUCAAGUGUAAGACCUUGGUAUAGUGCACAGCUUGAAAUUGGUUGGGAGCUUAGCAGGUGUAACUCCAUGGGGACUUCAGUGUCACUUGUAAAACUAAUCCAUAGCCUCGGGUGUUUGAAGACUUGCCUUUGGCAUGUUGGUGGCAGGUGUGGCAGACAAAAGGAAAUGUGUAUCGUUUGUAACCCAGGGAUGUCAAUAAAGUUUGAAACUCUAAAGGGAAGAUUUUUAAUCGGUUAAGGUUUUGCUUUGCUCUUAAUCAGUGCUAGUGGUGGAGACACUUUGAUAGGAGGCUGUCAGAGGAGGAGCAGAGGCGCUCCAUGGUGGGUCUUUGUUUGACCAAAGGUUCUCUGCAGAUCUUAGUACAGUUUUAAACAAGUGACCUAGAAGAAGACUGAAAAGGGCCACUCUGGCUGCAGAGGUCAAAAGCUGAUGAGCCUGGAGAAAGGCGACAGGCCAGGGGCAGAUCUCACCACUGUGAAUGAAUUAGUCCAGAUUUUUUCCUAAAGUUGCUUCCCUCGGAAAGAUACACUUGAGAGGACAUUAUAGUUAAAUAAUGUGAACUGUAACAGUCUACUGGUUUAUUUUCAUAUUUUUUUAAUUGCAGAUCGAGCUUGCAGAAAUUGCCACAUUCUGCACAUAGUUCUAAUUUUAAAUCCAAAUCUAGAAUCUGUAUUUAAUUUCAGCUUUUUUUAACCUCAUGCUUUUUAAAUUUUAUUUAUUGAUGCAUGUCAGAUAGGCCAUUAUGAUUUUAGAUGGUAGUAGGAAUAUUAAAACUACACAUCAAAAUGAUAUAAACAGUCACUUGUACCUGCUGACUUUAUAGGAAAGUUGAUUAUAUAAAUGUCUGUAUAUAUGUUAUAUAUACAUAGAUUCAGUACUGCAUUUUGUUUCUGUUUUCCUUUUCGUUUUCGUUUUUGUUUUGUCCAGUAUCAAAAUUGGUUGGCGCGUGAGAAGGAUGUUGCCCCCCCAUACCCACUUAAGAGUUUUUGUUCCUGUUUUCUUUGUGUAUCAGUGAACAGUGUAAGAAUCAGUCUCUGUUUUUGAAGAAAAAGCAAUAUUCCUUGGAAAGCAAGGAGGACUGAAGGAUUAUGUUUGCAGUGAGGAAAUAGAUUUUCACAAAUAGUUUGUUUUAUACUUUUAAGGUUGACAUCUUUGUGGGCCUUAUAUACUCUAAAACGAACCUUAGUCACCUUGGUGCUUAUGGGCCAUUACUUGACCUAUGAAUCUUUAAGGCACAAUCAGUUGUACUUUACAUUUAAAGAUCACUUGAGUGAUGGCCCCCUUUCCUUCUUACCCGCACCUUCCCCACACCUUCCAAGGUUAGCUGAAAACGGGGGGGCUGCAGAGCUGAGCCCUAGAGUGUGUGUAACUUCCCUCCGCCCUCCGCGUUGCCAUCUUAGGUCAUGUUAGGGGUCUCGCCCUCCAGGUGAAUUGAAAGUGGAGUCACUUGGCAGCCCUCAUGCAGGUCCCAGCUCCCUGUGCUGCCGCUUACCCAAGGUGUGUGGCUCUCAAGAGAGCCCCACUGCCUGCUGAAGUGACCAAUGCCCAGGAAGGCGGCUGGGAGCCAUCUUAGUUUUCACUCACUGUUUAGCUAAGCUCUUAGGCCAUGAAAGGGGGUUUCUCAAACCUCUGGUUAUAUCAGAGUUCAUGAGAAAGGAAACACACUCAGCCAAGCCAAAUCAAACAAAUUGAAUUUCACUUUUCAUAAUGAGCUUCUGAGAGCUGAUUAAGAUUUGAAAGAGGUCUGAAUCAAAGUAUUUGGCAGCAUAGUUGCUACAGGGAAUGGCUUUGAUAGACCAUUUUCAGAAAGGAUUUAUAAAGAAGCUAACAGGUCUGUGACAGAAAUGGACCUGCUUUCAGACCAAACUGCCCAGCCAAACAUCUGGACACAGACACUACUCCGGACUUGGUAUCCUUGCUGGAGUCCAUAAAAAUCUGCUUGUUUUACAAAACACUUUCCUCCCCAAUCAGUGGGGUAUCAGAAGAAGAGAGAAAAGGCAGCUGCUUUUCUCUCGUUAUAUUGUGUGUGUGAGAGGGCUGAGGCGCGUGAUUUUUCUUUCUCAAGGAUCAUGGCGGGAUCACAGAACUCUUUUAUACAAGUGAGAUCCGGGUCUCUGAAUAUCUUUUGUAAAUAAUAAUAAUAAUAAUAAUAAUAAUAAAAAGCUCCUCACCAAAUUCAAGCUUGUACAUUAUAUUUUCUUUCAAUGUUUUUAAAUUUAAGUUUUAUUGUUUUGUAUGUAAAUAUGUGGACCCAGGAACUGUUAUUAAUGAGCAAAAAGUUACUGUUCAGGGCAGUGAUUCUGUUUAAUAAUCAGACAAAAUGUAGACGAGCUUUUUAAAGCCAUAUAGUUUUAACUCUGUACAGUAGGUACCGGCCUGUAUUAUUGUAACAAUAACUCUAGCAAUGUAUAGUGUAUCUAUAUAGUUUGGAGUGCCUUCGCUUCCAUGUGUUCAUUUUUUUGUUUGUUUUUCAUUUUUAGAAUUUUAAUUGGUUUCUCUAUCCAUGUCUCCCUGUUCCACCCUUUUCUCUUUGAGAUAAUAGCUCACUUAUAACACAGUGUCUGUGCCUCUCCAUAGUGAAUUUCAGUAAUACCAUGCUCAGGAGUGGAAAGAAGAAACCAUGUUCAUAAUCUCGUUUCAUUCAAGCCCUGCCUUUGCUUUGGUUCUGAACAUCUGUUUCCUCCUCAGUAGCAGUGACCGGUUUCGUUUCAUAUGUAGGCCAUCCAGGGACUUAGCGUGGUGCCAGGGAGCCCGAGAGCUGGAGGAUACCAACAAGUUAGCUUUGGCUCGUCUCUUCCCCAAACCCUAACCAUGAGUCUUACCAACAGCAGAUUCCAUGCGUGCUUUCUCUCCUCAUCGCCUUUCCUCACACAUGAGAGAGAAAGAAACAGAAUUCGUUUUGAUAAAUAAGUUUCUUAUUAGUACCAGGUUGUGAUCAUCAGGGACCUAACAAUGCUGUAGUGUGAUCCCUGGCAGCGACUGCGUGUAGUGCUGCCGAACUAACAGAGCUGCUGUUCCAACGAGGGAGCUCCUGCCCAUUCCCAGCCUCCUGCCACCUCUACCCAUGUUCAAGGAAAUAACAUUUUCAUUUCUUUUUCAAAAAUCAGUUUAAUUCUCACCAUGUGCCCAUCAUGAAGGCCUUUUUUGAAAGAAAAAAAAAAUCAUUCGUUUUGCCUCCAACUACUCCAUAUAAGAUGUCUUUGAGUAGAAGAAAAACUUUACCAAACCAAAGGUUGCUAUUUUUGAAACAUCAUGUGUUCAUUCCAGCAAGGCGGAAGACUGCACCUUCUUUCCAGUGACGUGUCAUUUUUUUUUAAGUCCUCUUAAUUUUUAGAUACAUAUUUUUGGUUUGUGUUUUAACAAAGCCUGCCUAACCAGUCAUCAUGUCUGCACCAAUGCAAAGGUUUCUGAGAGGACUAUUGUAUUCUCUAUCCCUGUGGAUAUAAAGACACUGGCAUUUCACUUAUUUUUUUCCCCUUCCUAUUUAAGGGAUUUAACUUUGGAGUCUUCCAAAGGAAGUUUGGCCAAUGCCAGAUCCCCAGGAGUCUGGGGGGUUUUCUUUGUUUUAAAACCAAAAUUGUAUCUGUUGUUCAUGUUAGAGAUCAUCUAAUCACAGAGCCGAACACUUUCUCCCCUAUAUAGAAGAAUAAACUAAGCAUGCUUUACAAUAACAUCUGUCUUUUCUGGUAGAAACCUGAGCCACUGAAAAUAAAGAGAGACAACUAGAAGCAGAAUAGAGUCCCAGACAGGUCUACGUUUGAGAGGCUUUGAAAGUAAUCCCUGGGGUUUGGAUUAUUUUCACAAGGCUGAUGACGUUUUCAAGGUUGUUGCUCCAUUUUGCACCUCUGCAAUAAAAGCAAAAUGACAACCAGUACAUAAGGGGUUAGCUUGACAAAGUAGACUUCCUUGUGUUCUUUUUUUGAAGUUUUUUUUUCUUCUUACUAUAUCUGUCUACAGGCAGAUACAGAUAGAUGUAUGAAAAUGUGCUUGCCUGUAAAAUUUGCAUUUAUAAAUGUGUUGCCGAUGGAUCACUUGGGCCUGUACACAUACCAAUUAGUGUGACCACUUCCAUCUUAAAAACAAAUUAAAAUUUUAUUAUAUAUAUAUAUAUAUAUAUAUAAAGGACUGUGGGUUGUAAACAAACUAUUGCAAACACUUGUGCAAAUCUGUCUUGAUAUAAAGGAAAAGCAAAACCUGUAUAACAUUAUUACUACUUGAAUGCCUCUGUGACUGAUUUUUUUUUCAUUUUAAAUAUAAACUUUUUUGUGAAAAGUAUGCUCAAUGGUUUUUUUCCCUUUCCCCAUUCCCUUGUAAAUACAUUUCGUUCUAUGUGACUUGGUUUGGAAAUAGUUAACUGGUACUGUAAUUUGCAUUAAAUAAAAAGUAGGUUAGCCUGGAAAUGAAAUAAAAAUUCACAAGUGUGUGGUCUUUAUUUCAGUACCCAACCCUCUUUUUCUUCACCCUACCUACUUUGUCACUGCAAUAUGUAGUCACAUCACCAUCACCGUUCCUCCAAUUAGAGAAACAUGGAUCUUUGUUAUAAAAAUCAAAAUAUGAACAUUAGUUCUCGUUCUUUCAAAUGAUCUUUUCCCAUUGUGUAGCCCCAAGAGGUGCAGCUUCCAUCUUGGAAACCUUUGGAUUUGAUGUAGAGGAAGCUUUGCAGACACUGCUUUGAAAAGAAAGAAAGCAUCCUGGAAGGGACAAGUUUUUUUAAAAGUGUAUAAGCUGCUGUCUUUGAUUACUGUGUUCAUGGUUUGGUGUAGCUGUAUUUUCUUUUAAUUUUCAACCCGUUAGUAAUGGUCUUUGGGAGUAUCUGUAAAAUAUAUGAACACCACAAACAGUGGGGCUGUACCUCCCAGGUAACCGACACAUGUUGUGUUUGAGUCUGCUCAUUUCCAAUACUGGAUGAUGUAUGUAAACAUGUAAUGUCUCUUAGUGCAAAAAGAAACAUUUUUUAGGGCUGACUCACUGUCAGGCCUAAUCUAAAGGCUAGAUAUAAAGUCAUGUGACUGCUGCUUCAAUAAAAACAAAUUUAUAUUGGAUAACA